Lingula anatina is the source of this 3670-nucleotide messenger RNA. Its product is annotated as cullin-1. Gene Ontology annotation, molecular function: ubiquitin protein ligase binding. The record is from RefSeq and is a predicted model, not a curated record. Gene Ontology annotation, biological process: ubiquitin-dependent protein catabolic process. Lineage: Eukaryota; Metazoa; Brachiopoda; Lingulata; Lingulida; Lingulidae. Gene Ontology annotation, cellular component: cullin-RING ubiquitin ligase complex.
GUUGUAUUCCCGUUUGUGAUCUCGUUCGAUAAGAAACGGCGAGAAUUCCUUAGUCCAUUGAUACCGUUGAUGUAAAGGGUUAUUUUCACUAAAACUACACUGUACGAGGUAUAUCUGUACAGGUCAAUUUGUUGAUUAAGAGUCAAGGUAUGUUCGUAUCAAAGAUUAUUACAGAUGAAGUGUGUGCACUGACAGCAUUACCUAAUAAAGAGUAGAGAAGUUUUAGUGAUAUAUCAAAGUGAGCAGAAGUUAAAACAGCUGUUCACUGGUUUUCUUGUGAUAAAAAAGAAAAAUGGCGGGCCCCUCCAAGGGAAACCCUCAUGGACUUAAACAAAUAGGACUUGAUCAGAUCUGGGAUGAUCUCAAAGCUGGAAUUGAACAUGUAUACGAAAGACAGAGCAUGGCUCGUACCAGAUACAUGGAGCUUUAUACCCAUGUGUAUAACUACUGUACCAGUGUCCACCAGGCCUCUGGGAGCAGGGCAUCCACCAAGUCCAAGAAAGGCCAGUCUGUGGGCGGAGCACAGUUUGUAGGACUAGAACUGUACAAGAGACUUAGGGAAUUCUUAAAGAAUUAUUUAGUCAAUUUGUUGAAGGAUGGUGAAGGCCUUAUGGAUGAAGGAGUACUUCAGUUCUAUACUAAACAGUGGGAGGAAUAUCAGUUCUCAAGUAAGGUUCUUGAUGGUAUUUGCGCCUACCUCAAUCGACACUGGGUCAGGAGGGAAAUAGAUGAAGGCAGGAAAGGAAUUUAUGACAUAUAUUCUCUGGCUUUGGUGACAUGGAGAGAGCAUCUUUUCAAGGUUCUGAACAAACAAGUAACUAAUGCCGUCCUGAAACUCAUUGAGCGCGAGCGCCAUGGGGAAACCAUUAACACAAGGCUAGUCAGUGGUGUCAUCAACUGUUAUGUUGCCCUCGGCCUUAAUGAAGAAGAUCCCACAGCCAAGGGCCCCACGUUAUCAGUGUAUAAGGAGAACUUUGAGACCCCCUUCCUGGACGAUACGGAGCGAUUUUAUACUAGAGAAAGCACAGAGUUCUUACGGCAAAACCCAGUCACAGAGUAUAUGAAAAAGGCCGAGUCCAGACUCCAAGAGGAGACAAAACGUGUGCAGGUGUACUUGCACGAGAGCACGCAGGACGUCCUGGCACGUGUGUGCGAGAAGGUGCUGAUAGAGAAACACCUGGAAAUAUUUCAUUCUGAGUUCCAGAAUCUGCUGGACUCUGACAAAAAUGAUGAUCUGGGCAGAAUGUACCAGCUGGUGUCUAGGAUAACGGACGGCUUGGGAGAACUGAAGGGACUGCUGGAGACACAUAUACACAACCAAGGCCUAGCAGCCAUAGAGAGGUGUGGGGAUUCUGCCUUAAAUGAGCCUAAGGUUUACGUACAGACUAUCCUUGAUGUACACAAGAAGUACAAUGCCUUGGUGAUGACAGCUUUUAACAAUGACGCAGGCUUUGUUGCUGCCUUAGAUAAGGCAUGUGGCAAGUUUAUCAACAAUAAUGCUGUGACAAAGAUGGCCAAUUCCUCCAGUAAGUCCCCCGAACUGCUGGCCAAGUACUGCGACUUACUCUUAAAGAAAAGCUCAAAGAAUCCAGAAGAAGCAGAGUUGGAGGACACAUUAAAUCAAGUGAUGAUCGUGUUCAAGUACAUAGAGGACAAGGACGUGUUCCAGAAGUUCUACAGCAAGAUGCUGGCCAAGAGACUGGUCCAUCACAUGUCAGCCAGCGACGAUGCGGAGGCCAGCAUGAUCUCAAAACUGAAGCAAGCCUGUGGUUUUGAAUACACCUCCAAACUCCAGCGCAUGUUUCAAGACAUCGGGGUCAGUAAAGACCUCAACGAGAACUUCAAGCGCCAUCUGCAGGUGUCUGGAGAACCACUUGACAUUGACUUCAGUAUUCAGGUACUGAGCUCUGGGUCCUGGCCAUUCACACAAUCCUGUACCUUUUCUUUGCCAAUAGAGCUGGAGCGUAGCUACCAGAGGUUCACCACAUUCUACAGCAGUCAGCACAGUGGACGCAAGCUGAGCUGGAUCUACAACAUGUCCAAGGGAGAACUGGUCACUAACUGCUUCAAGAGCAGGUACACCCUGCAGGCCUCUACAUUUCAAAUGGCAGUUCUCCUUCAGUACAACACUUCUGACAGUUUUACAGUGCAACAACUACAUGAGAGCACACAAAUAAAAAUGGAUAUCCUGACCCAGGUCCUGGCCAUAUUGCUCAAGUCCAAGCUGUUGGUGACAGACCAGGACAGUGAGGAGACCGAGCUCCAACCCACCACUACCAUCAGCCUAUUUCAUGGAUAUAAAAAUAAAAAACUGCGUGUCCAGAUCAAUAUUCCUAUGAAGACAGAAGUCAAGCAGGAACAGGAGACAACACACAAACACAUCGAGGAGGACAGAAAACUACUUAUUCAGGCUGCCAUUGUGCGUAUUAUGAAGAUGCGUAAAGUGUUAAAACAUCAGCAGUUGCUAGCAGAAGUGUUAAGCCAACUGUCCUCUCGUUUUAAACCCAGAGUGCCAGUGAUUAAGAAAUGUAUAGACAUCCUCAUUGAGAAGGAAUACUUGGAAAGGGUGGAGGGACAAAAAGACACCUACAGUUACUUGGCCUAGAUCUCCACGACAUCUGUGCAAUACUGGCCCAAGAUGUCUCAGGAACAGAAAAUUUAAGACAUUCACAAUCGAAGCUUAAUAUGAGGAAUUCCUGAGCAACUGCCCUUUUUAUAUAUUUAUUUUAACAAUGGUACUGAUUUCAAUCGUUCAACAGUGCAUGCUAUAAUGGAAGCAAAAUGGAAGAAGAUGGGAAUAAAUGCAGGCACUGUAUUUUGAAUUAUUUUUUAUUUAUAUAUUUGAUCAUCGCCAGACACUGAAGGUUUCUUUUACUAUGAUGAAAAACAUGUUCUCAAGACCAUACUGUAUCGGCUCAAAGAGGUGUCAACAACAGGUUCAUUUCCUCAUAAGAUGCUGCUUGUCGUUUUGUUAAAUGGAGCUCUCAAUUGGAUUAACAUAUGAGGGAGAUGAUACUUCAACUGUAGGACACACUUGUUUUGCCAAGCUAUAAAGACCACUGUGCCCAACAAAAUGAAAGUCCGGUGAAAUGCACAUUUUUUUCUGCUGGAAAUAUGGGUUUGUGUGUGUGUGUAUAUAUAUAUAUAUGGGAACAGUUGAUCUCACUCCGUUACAAACUAUUGGAUUUGAAACAGUGCAAUGGUUUGGUCAUUCAGAAAGACAUUUCUCUUGGUACCGACUUUUUUUUUUUUUUGCGUGGGACAUUUGUUUUAAAACAGUUUCAUUGCUCUUUUAUUUUAUACUAAAUAUGGAGUGUCUGUUGCUUACUUAACACACAUUGUUUAGGAGGUUAUUUUCAGAUUUAUUUUUAACAAAUUUCACGAGAACUUGGGGCAAUCCUUAUGUUAAACUUGAGGUGGGCCCAGUACAGUUGACACUGAAAGGAAAAAGAGAAAGACACCUUUGGCAUCUUAUCUUCAAUGUUUACACCGAUUCACGAACAGUUGCGUCUUGUUGUAUUUUAUGUAAUUAAUAUAUAAUAUUAUUAUAAUAUUAUCAUUUUGUCAUCUAUCUCAUGACACGUGCUGUGGUCGUUUUACGAACACGGGACUAUUAUUGCUACCGUGGAGGGGAAUUUGGAAGCCGGAAUUUCAUAGUGUAUAAUAAACA